This is a messenger RNA of Phacochoerus africanus (Common warthog), 2239 nucleotides long. It is a transcript of the gene FOXI2, whose product is annotated as forkhead box I2. Gene Ontology annotation, biological process: anatomical structure morphogenesis; regulation of transcription by RNA polymerase II; cell differentiation. The coding region runs from base 22 to 1008 and encodes 328 amino acids. The record is from RefSeq and is a predicted model, not a curated record. Gene Ontology annotation, molecular function: DNA-binding transcription factor activity, RNA polymerase II-specific; RNA polymerase II cis-regulatory region sequence-specific DNA binding. The transcript is spliced from 2 exons. NCBI's taxonomy places the organism in Eukaryota, Metazoa, Chordata, Mammalia, Artiodactyla, Suidae.
GCCGCGCUGGAUGGGGCGUCCAUGAGCUUCGGCACGGAGCCACCGGCCCCGGCCCGGGAGCGGCUGGACAUGGCCUUGUACUGCGACGGCUCGGGACGCUGCCAGGCCCCGCACAGCCAGACCCGGGCAGCCGCUCACCCCGCGGGCUAUGCGCGCGGUGAUCUGGGCGCGGCGGGCGAUGGCCCGCGCCUGUGGCUGAACGCGCCAGCUCUCAGCUCCGUGCCCUACGCGCCGGGUCCCGGGUCCGCCUCGCCUUACGGGGCCCCCGGCCCGCUCCUCGGGGUUCCCGGAGGCCUGGUGGGCGCCGACCUGGCGUGGCUGAGCCUGUCUGGCCAGCAAGAGCUGCUGAGGCUGGUGCGGCCGCCCUACUCGUACUCGGCGCUCAUUGCCAUGGCCAUCCAGAGCGCGCCGCUGCGGAAGCUGACGCUCAGCCAGAUCUACCAGUACGUGGCCGGCAACUUCCCCUUCUACAAGCGCAGCAAAGCGGGCUGGCAGAACUCCAUCCGCCACAACCUGUCGCUCAACGACUGCUUCAAGAAGGUGCCCCGCGACGAGGACGACCCAGGUAAAGGCAAUUACUGGACCCUGGACCCGAACUGCGAGAAGAUGUUCGACAAUGGAAACUUCCGAAGGAAGAGGAAGAGGAGAAGGGAGGCGAGCACGGCUGCAUCCUCCGGAGCCCGGAGCCCAGGAGGAGCCAAGGCGCAGGAGCUGGAGGCCCUGGGCGCCGCCUCCCAGGACCUGCAGGCCGCCUCCUCCCCGCCUGCGUCCGACGCGGCCGCCUGCUUCUCCAGCUUCGCCUCCGCCAUGGGCGCCCUGGCUGGCGGCCUUGGGACCCUUCCCGGGGGCCUGGCGGGCGACUUUUCUUUCGGGAGAUCGACGACGGUCACUGCCCAAGGCCCCCAGUUCCCCGGCCCCGCACCCGGCUUCCCCGCUGGCCAUCAGACGGCGACCACAAGCUUCGGCCCCCGGCGCUUUGUCUACAGUCAGGAAGGGACCGAAGUUUGAAGGGAGGCCAGGGAUUGUUCCAAGUGCCAUGUCCAGAGGCGCUGACUCCAGCCCUGGAUUCUUACAGGGUGACAGCCCCCACGUGUUCAGGCAGCAGUGGUCAGAGCAGCGCAGGGAGCUCAGGGCCUCCCAGUGGGGAGCCAAGGACCCAGAGGGCGGGCCGUGCACUCCAUCCAGCUGGGCCACCAUUCAGAUGGCAUGAGUGGGUGCUCCUUGCGCCCAGGGUCCUCCCAGCUGGCCUGGAUCUAGAACUCAGUUCUUGGAGGGGUUCCCUCUUCAAGGGGCAACAGGCUCGCUUGCCAGAGUUCUUCACAGGGGAGCCUGGACCACCCCAAAGAGUUUCUCAUUCAUGCUCCUGGGGACAGCCUGGUCCCAUAUGCGGGAGAUUUUCUCCUCCUUUCCAGCCUGGCCCACCUGGCGCACAGGGCCUCCCCCUGAUGCUCCGAGGGGGCUCGCAGUGUUCAAGAUCAACCCCAGUGGGGCCAGGUGGCUUUCCUCCACCCUCAGCGGGAGCGUGCAGGGAGGGCAAUCUGGGACAGUGGAGAAGAGGGACUUCCUGAUGGCUGGAGCUGUGCUGCUGGAGGGGGCGGGGGGCUGCCGGCAGUAUGGUCCUGGGAUACCAGCUCCUUUCCCCGCCACUCAGCUACAUCCCUGCCCCCUGUCCUAGGAGCUCUGGGAGCCACCAGGGCAGUGCCUAGUGCCUUGGAGUCACAGGACAGGACAGAUUCAGGCUUGACUCCCCCUCCCCCAUCCACGAGGCAGGCUGGAGAAAGCAUUCUUGUUUUUCUCUCCCCUCCUGCUCUUCAUCCCCCAGUUUGGGCCAGAGUGCCCCCCCACCCCUGAACUGUGUGAAUCUGAGCCCCCUCCUGCCCAUUCCUAUUUACCCAGGUCUCCCCGGUGGAGUUUCCGGUGGCCGAGCCCCUACGGGUCAAUUCCUUCCUCCUGGAGCUUCCAGGGCUUGGCAGGUGCACCCAUCUUCCCUGCACAGCUGGUGCUGCAAAGGCACCGUCCUGGGAGAGAGCAGGGAGGGGACAUUGUGAACUCGGAGUAGGGCAGAGGAUGACAAGGGCCACGCAGGUUUUACGAGGUGAACCCCAAAUCUGACCACUGGACCCAGCGCUGCCCCCCUGUGGCAGGAAUGAAGGACAUCCCUGUGUCACUUCCUUAGAGCUGAGCCUUGGUCCCAGUGAAUGGCGUGUCUGCAUGUGUGUGUGUGUGUGUGUGUGUGUGU